Molecule: messenger RNA, 7036 nt
Organism: Dermacentor albipictus
Lineage: Eukaryota; Metazoa; Arthropoda; Arachnida; Ixodida; Ixodidae
Gene: nst
Product: phosphoglucomutase 3-like protein nst
Biological process (GO): carbohydrate metabolic process; UDP-N-acetylglucosamine biosynthetic process
Molecular function (GO): magnesium ion binding; phosphoacetylglucosamine mutase activity
Source: RefSeq, a predicted model, not a curated record
CUAUCAGCUAUUUUUUACUCCUGCAGGAUUUCCCGCUAGGGAAUCACGUUGACGUCAAGAUGGCGCUCUUCUUCGAGCAAGCUGUCAAAACUGCUCUGCAAAAUUACCCAAAAUCCGUUGCAAAGCCUCUUCACUAUGGGACUGCCGGAAUUCGAGACAAAGGAGAAAUCUUGGGCUCAUGCAUGUUUCGCAUGGGUAUUCUCGCUGCAUUGCGCUCGAAGUACAGAAAAGCUAUGAUUGGUGUCAUGAUCACUGCAUCCCACAAUCCGGAAGAUGACAAUGGCAUCAAGCUUAUUGACCCUAUGGGUGAAAUGAUGGAAACGGACUGGGAAAUUUUGGCAACUGAGCUGGCGAAUGCUCAGGAUAGCUCGUUGGAGUCAGUCCUGGAUAGAAUAGUGGCAGCGACAAACAUCAAUCUUCAGGAGCCCUCCACUGUGUACCUAGCUCACGACACACGAGUGAGCAGUCCUAGACUGGCACAGGCUGUCAUUGAUGGUGUCAAGUCUGUUGAUGGUGUCGUCAAGGCAUUUGGCCAUUUGACCACACCCCAACUGCACUAUAUUGUACGCUGCAGCAAUGACCCAAGCUAUGGGGAACCCACAGAAGAAGGCUACUUUAACAAGAUAACGAAGGCCUUUAUGCAGAUUAGAGCCAAUGGGUCAGCUGUACGAAACUAUGUCCCCUUCAUUCGUCUUGAUGGGGCCAAUGGAGUGGGAGCUGUGAAGAUGAAAACACUGCUACCGCACUUGGGAGGCCUUCUGAAGAUAGAAACGUACAAUGAUGGCUCAGAAGGCCGCUUAAACCACAUGUGUGGUGCAGAUUUCGUGAAAGUCUACCAGAAAGCUCCCGAAGGAAUUCCACUUGAUGUCGGAGUGAGGUGCGUUUCGUUUGACGGUGAUGCUGACCGAGUAAUUUAUUUUUAUCAUGAUGAAAACUUCGUCUUCCAUCUUCUCGAUGGCGACAAGAUUGCCACUCUGGUGGCCAGCUACCUGAAAGAGUUGCUUGAUGCAGCAAUGCUUUCUUUGAAUAUGGUCAUUGUUCAGACAGCUUAUGCCAAUGGAAGCUCAACAAACUACAUCACCAAUGUGCUGAAGUUACCCGUGAAGUGUGUACCCACAGGAAUUAAGCAUUUGCACCGGGAGGCCCAGAAGGCAGAUAUUGGAAUCUACUUUGAAGCCAAUGGUCAUGGCACUGUACUCUUUAGUGAGAAGGCACAGCAGGCCAUCCAAGAAUUGGCCAAUGAUAGCAACCAAUAUGCUGAGAGGCAACAGGCUGCCAAGAAGCUUCUGCACACGAUGGACCUCAUAAACCAGACGGUGGGGGAUGCCAUCUCAGACAUGCUACUAGUGGAGACCGUUCUUCAUGCCAAGGGCAUCUGUGCCCCUGAGUGGAACUCCUUUUACGCUGAACUUCCGAAUAGGCAACUGAAAAUUCAUGUAGCAAAUCGGAACAUAAUUACAACCACCAAUGCAGAGCGCCGGUGCCUGUCACCAAGUGACUUGCAGCCUGCAAUAGAUCAAUUAGUUCAAGGCUACCACAAUGGAAGAGCUUUUGUCAGGCCAUCUGGAACUGAAGAUAUUGUCCGUGUUUAUGCAGAGGCUAGCACUCAGGACGCAGCCAACAAGCUCGCCUACGAAGUUGGCAUGAAGGUUUAUGAACUCGCCGGUGGUAUCGGUGAAAAGCCCAAGCUGCUGGCCUGAAGUGUGACUUUUGGGGCCAUUGAAAUCAAAGGGACCGGCCCUUCACGUGCGAGGCCACAGUGACAACAGCACUCCAGCCAAGUUCACCUUUUCUAUCAGUGUAAAUGUUACACUUUUACCUGAAAUUAUGGGAGGAGGCAAAUUUUUCAAUAAGGGCAAGAAAAUUUGAUCUUAAUGGCACACUGUGGUCUGUCUCAGACAUUUACUAUGUUAUCUCUGCCUGGCACUGUGCUAUUCCUGCGAGGGUUUCAGUGAAGUGUGAACAAGAUGUCCUCCAGAUGUAGGCGGGCUUGGUUUGAGAGAGUUACUUUUGUGGCUUGCACAAGCUUUUGUCCCCAAGGGACCAUGGAUCAUGUUUCCGUUUCUGUCUGUGUGCCAGAAACAUGUCAUGAGGUCAGCCAUGUUAUUGGAACCAUCUCUCAUCCUGUUCUAAGCUUCCACUCAGCAUUUCGAGUUAAUAGCAUUUUGCUGGUGGCUUUUGUGAUAAUCAACUGUUCUUCUGGAUGUUUCUGAGCUGGUCUGCUGCCACAGCAUAAGUAAGCAUGUGUGAGGGUGUGUGUGCAUGUCUGUUAUGAAAUGUGCUGCAGUAUUCCUGCAAGUCACCACCUCUACUAUGUAAUAGGAAAAGACUGUGUACUAGCUUGGGAGGCUGACCUGAGUAGUUGUUGGUGUCACUGAUGCAAUUGUUUUGGUGAGGCAAUACACAAGCCCCACUUGUGUUUUGUGCAUUGUGGCAGCGACCUUCCAUUACCCUUGUGCCAGCAGCUUGUGCACUCUGCGUCCUUGUGGCUUUACUUUUCUGUUCAUCCAGUAAUAGGUGCUCUUCGCAUUGGGUGCUUGGUGCAUUCUGGUGCCGAGCUACAAGUGACAUUUUGUUGCAGGUAGGGGAGUAGUUUUUACACGAUAUACUUAAUGGAACUGUUUUGCUCUGCAGCCCUGUCGGGCCAAUCUAUUGCACGCCUCUUCGGGAAGCGUGCCUUUUGUACUUUUAUCAUGACAUACCUUUACCUGCCUGAAUGAAAGGCAGGCCCUCAUACCUUGGCAUAGCACAAUCUUGUCAUUUUUACUCUGAGUGAUGUCUUUGCUGAGUGCCAGUCAAGCUUGUUCUUACCUCCAGCUGUAUCUCUUCUAAAGCAUAGAUGUGGCUUGUAUAGGUAGGCAGCUGCAAGCGUUGGGUAUUUCUCAUACCCAUGUAGUAGCUUGGAAACGUGCUGAUACUGAGGUUGUGCAUGUCAUUCCAACCGCUUGUUGCUUAGGGUGUGACCUUGUUUGGUCGUAUUUGUUGCUUUGCUGUGCCUCUUCAAUUCUGCAUUAGCCGCUGACUUUGGCCAAUUGUUGCUUUCCUUGUGCACUACCUAUCUUUCAAGCUAAGUUUACCAAAGCAUGAGGAAUGCAAAUGUGCAAGUGUCUGCUGCCUUCACAUUCUCUCUGUUGGAGCAGAUCUGUGUUGUGUGCUCUUUACUUUCUUGGAGUCUAUUUUGUCCCCAAACUUUAGGUGAGCUUUGUUAGCACCUUCACACUAGUUUCUCAAGCAACUUGGCCUUCUUGGAAUUCUAAGCCUUCCCCUUUUUGCUAUAAGUAAUCAGAAAGCCUCUUCUUGCUACGACACAGAACUCUUAAGUAGCACAUUGCUGAUUGCAGAAGGUCUGCUGGAGGAGAAGUUUGUUAUGAAUCUUAUGCCAUUGCCAUGCUACUGGUGUUAAGCAACCUCAGUGCAGAAGUUCUGAUUAGGUCCUAUGAUAAGUCUGUGACAAACGUGUUGAACUAGGUAGGUGCGUGUUAGAAUCACCUCACUUGCAAAGAAAGUAAAAAGUGGUUUGUCUGUAGUGCUAGUUUGGAGGUCUGACACUCUUAGUAGCACUUCAUGUAGCUUGCUACACUGUUUUUAAAUGUUGUAUAUUUGUCCCUUAAUUUAUUUUAGAAAGUUAUAUUUUACUUAGCACUGAUCUUUCAUCAUUAGCAGUUAAGUGUUGAAAAAAAGCUGAGGAGAACACUUGGGCAAGUACUUUGACUCUUGUAGUGUGGAAUAAAUAGUUUUGGGGAGGGCAUGCUCAGAACAUAAGCUUUAGGCAGGUCACCCCACCAGUGGUAGACUGCCAGAGUGUAUACCAAGUGGGGGAAAAAAAAAGACUUAGCUAGUGACAUCAGAAAAUUGAUUGUCGUGUUCAUAUAGGAGGUUGUUAUAGGAGGUGUUAAUCAGAAAAUUAGCAACAAAAUUUGGGAAAUUAUCACGUAUAGUGCGCAUGAGGUUGGCUCAAGACAGCGAUUAUUGGAUGCUUAAUUCAAGUUUCAGUGAUGCUUAUUCCCCUGGGAGUUGAAGUAUUUCGUGGCACUAUGAAUAUUCUUUUUCAUCAAGAGAUUACAUUGUACUUAUAUAGUUUCUUGUUCUACUUGCAUACCAAGCUAUGCACUUUAUGCACUUGGAUUGAUGUCUAUUCACAGAUAACACUGCAGUGUCUGCAGUGCAAUCUUCAGUGGCUAGAAAAAUUUUCAAUUUUUCACUCAUGGCCAUAAUAAAGCUAGAAAAACUGCAGACUUGAACAUUUUGUAAGAUUUCUUAUUGCUAAGCAGAGUGAAACAAGUUUAAGGAGGUAUGUCUUUUUAUCAGUGCUUAAAGGGACACUAAAGGCAAAUAUUAAGUCGGCGUGGACUGUUCAAGUACCAUACCAGAAACCUCGCAAUGCUUGUUUCAUGCCAAGAAAAUACUUAAUUUACGAGAAAAUUGAAUCUGAAGGGCUUGAAUAUAUUUAUCGAAAUUUAAGUCUCCCACCACCCAACAGGGGGAGUGGUGAUGUUGCAUACUCUAAAAAAUGUUUGCACCCUUUGGGCUGUAUAUCUGCCACACAACAAUAAUCGUCAUCUGACUUAAUGCGUUUUCUUUCUUUAACACUGCGAGCCCGAUACUUUCCAGUAACGAACGGCAUGCGCAUUAUCAGCAUGACAUAGUAUUUCCGACAGGAAAGUAGCGGGCGCGGCAUUUUCAAGAAAGGAAACGCAUCAAGGCAGAUGACGAUUAUUGUUGUGUGGCAGAUAUACGCCCCAAAGGGGGCAAACUUUUCUUGGAGUGUAUGCCAUCACCACCCUUUGCUGUCUUCGGUGAAUAAAACGGCACCCGACAAACAGUGGCACCAAGCCAAGAAAGAGCGGUGGAUUUGCCGCUGCAGCUGCUUUUUGGUCAAGGGGCGUAGACCGUUCGGGCAUCCGCGACAUCACACGGAAGUUGAAUUCUCCACUACUUGCAGUUUGUGCGAGUUUCGCGAGCCAGCAAAACCAGUGGGGCACUACGCGAUAACUACUGAAACGCAAAAGCGUGGGUGGUACGGAAUCGAGCGAAAACGAAGCCUUUUGACCGCGUGCGUCGUUAUUAGGGUUAUUUCAAUGAGUUUUUUCUAAAAGUGAAAUAGAACCGAACAAGCAGCAUUUUCUUUCGUCUUAUAAUACAAUACAAGGAUAAUUUGUGCAAUGAGUUUGAAAGUUUAUUUAACAUAAAUAACGUAUACAAUUGCAGAGUACACACUUUUGGGACCCAACAAUUUUUGUAAAGGGUGAUUUAACUGAGGAGUGUUUUCAUCAUCAUCAGGCAAAUACUUGAAUGUCCUGGAAGAGUCGCUAAUUAUGUCCUGCAGCUACCUCAAUUUCUCUGUUAUUAAGGCUCUGUUCGUCAUAAUAUUGUCGCCUUAGAGAUUCUCGAGCACUAAUCUAUCACUUUAACUUGACUUAGUAUUUGCCUUUAGUGUCCCUUUAAUGAUGCACCACACCAUACAGUACUUGGUCUCGUGUGUUGCAAAUGUGUGCACAUAUUUUGUUGUACUGAAUACACGUGCAUUUCAAUGAAUCUUCAGGAGCAGCAUUUGAAUUGACAAUCCACAAGACCUUAAACUGUGUAUUAAAUGGCACUUUUAAUGGAUUAAGCGAGAUUUCUUUCUUUUUUAACCUAUUUUUUCAUAAUGACAUUGCCGGCACAGUAGGCAUGAAGUAGUGUGGAAACUCUUACUAAAUUCUGCUUGCCCACUUUUGUGCUUGAAGAAAUCUCUGAACCACUGGUUUCAUUCACGUAUAUUGAGAUUUGAGGCUGUCCUAUUAUGCACACAUUUCUUCCAGUAUUUCCACGUACGUGAAUAUAGUGCUGAGGUUGGUUUUUGUAGGCUUUGGCAGUCUUUCUUCAGUUGCUUUCAAACCUUCUUGACCUUUAGUCAUAAGUGACCUAAGUGGGAUAUUUCCUGGACAUUUGUUACCUUGGUAAUAUUCACCAGGUGUUUUUCUUUUUCUUUCAAAUGAGUAAUCUUUGGCAAAUAAGAGUUGUAUAUGUAUACAUGCACGUAUAUGUAUAUAUAUAUAUAUAUAUUUAAUGGGUAGGUUGUUGAAGCAGAUACUUAAGAGUUGUAUUGGUCUAUUUUUGCCUGUAUCCCUUCCCUGUGAUAAUGCUUUGUGGUGGCUCUUGACAGACCUCACUUGUGCCAACUGUUUCUUGUGUUUGCUUGUGGAGCUGCUGGAGGCUCUUUUAUCCCUCUGGUUUUGUGAUGGCAUAGUCCACUUUAUGGACUGUAUUCAAUAACCAUAGAGUUCUUUGAUCAUACCAUUUGUGAAAUUACACCACCGAAAUAGAAUGCAAAUUAACUAAAAUGUUGGGGCAUUAGAUUCUUUUAUAAUUUUCUGGGAGACAGGUUAAUGGGCGUUUCUGAUACAUAGUACCAGAGUGGCACAUGUGGGGUUGUUUUUAGAGUUUUCCACGAACCUUUGUGUCUGCUCUCCGCAACUCCGGUAUUUCUGGCUGGAUGUUUUAAAGCUUGGCAUCACAACUAGGUACGAUUAAAGAACUGUUUAGUGAUAUUUUAGCAGUGGGUUCCAUUCUCAGGGCUAGUAGAGAGCAAAUACUUUUGAAGCUUAUUUAUUAGUUUUCUUUUAAAUUGUCCAUUACAGUUUGCUUUUGUCAGUAGCAUGGUGAGUGAGUUGGAGUCUUUUUUUUUUUCAUGCUGCAAAAAUGCAUGAAUAUGAAACAUGAACAGGAGAGCAAAAAUCAACUGCUACAAGCAACUAAGCUCCUGUACUGAGCUUCCAGCAUACUCCCUUUGUUUGUGUCUAACUAUAAAAAUAAUACCAAGACACACUUUUUAUUGAAAGUGUUCAAAUCCCUGGGGUCUAAUCACAAUGUGGUGACUGUUUCUGUGUGGUUGGCAAAGGUGGUGCAUAGUUUUAUUUAUUUUCCUAUGGCGCACAUUUUUGCCUGUUAUAUUUGGCUUGCCAUUGUGGCCAUUCUAUUUUGCCACAUUUUAUUUCAGCUUUGUUAUGUCUUCUAUACAUUUUGAUUUAUUAAUAAACACUUUUAUUGCAGUUUU